CAUAUUUUUGUUGUUCGUGCUAACUUGAUGCAACGUGUGAAAAUGGCGUUGAUCGGACUGCCAGACCGGAGUUAACGUUUGUUCGUAAUAUCCCGCACCAUUUAUCCUGUUAUUGAGCAUCACACGAAGUGUUGCCCACGGACGCCAUGGCGAGUUUGGAUCAGAAAUCGCCCAACGUGCUUCUCCAAAGCCUGUGCUGCAGGAUCACGGGGAAAAGCGAAGCUGAAGUUGCCCACCAGUUCCAGUACGCGGUGCGAGUCAUUGGCAGCAACUACGCCCCAACUAUUGAACGAGAUGAGUUUCUGGUGUCAGAGAAGAUCAAGAAAGAAUUGCUGAAGCAGAGGAGGGAAGCAGACGCUGCACUGUUCUCCGAGCUGCACCGAAAACUUCAGACACAGGGUGUUCUGAAGCAUCGCUGGUCUGUUCUCUACCUGUUACUGAGUCUGUCUGAAGACCCCCGUAAACCGUCCAGCAGGGUUGGCAACUAUGGGGCAUUGUUUGCCCAGGCGCUUCCCAGGGACGCUCACUCCACGCCAUUUUACUGCACACGGCCCCAGAGCCUGGCCCUGGGCUACGCAGACAGGACUGCUGGUCUCUCCGCCAGUGUGGGAACCAGCGGCAUCUCCACUCUGGGAGUCUAUUCGCUAAACGGUCCAACACCAACACCGCAGUCACUACUGGCAGGCCAGGUUCCUCAGUCCGUGGCAGCGAGCGGUGCCUCUGUUGGGUCUCGGCUGCCCUGGGCUCUUCCCAUAAGCUCCUCCCCUUUGUCUGGUACAGUCCCACCUGCCACCCGGCCUUCCCUGGGUCCUGGUGCUCUUUCUAACAGAGUUGUCCGUCCUCGCCAUGAAGGCGAUCCGAUUGGGGAUGUGAGCGAGGCAGUGCUUGUCCGGGACAUCCUCUACGUCUUCCAGGGAAUAGACGGCAAGUUCAUCAAGCUGAACACGCAGGAGAACAGCUACAAAAUAGAUAGCAAGGUGGUGCUGUGCAAGUCCCUGAGGGACACCAGCAGCAGACUGGCAGAGCUCGGUUGGCUCCACAACAAAGUCAGAAAAUACACAGAUGUGAGGAGCCUCGACCGGGCUUUUGGACUGGUCGGACAGAGCUUCUGUGCCUCCCUCCAUCAGGAGCUGAAGGAGUACUACAGGCUCCUCUCUGUCCUCCACUCCCAGUUGCAGGUGGAGGAUGACCAGGGUGUGAACAUGGGUGUUGAGACCAGUCUGACGCUCAGAAGGCUGCUGGUCUGGAUGUACGACCCCAAAGUCCGGCUCAAAACAUUGGCUGCCCUUGUGGACUUUUGCCAGGGCCGUAAGGGAGGUGAGCUGGCCUCAGCAGUCCAUGCGUAUGGUAAAACAGGAGACCCACAGAUGCGAGCACUGAUUCAGCACAUCCUCAGCCUGGUCUCGCACCCCAUCCUUAACUUCCUCUACAGGUGGAUCUACGACGGCGAGCUAGAAGAUACCUACCACGAGUUCUUUGUAGCAUCAGAUCCCAACGUGAAGACAGACCGCCUGUGGCACGACAAGUACUCCCUCAGGAAGUCCAUGAUCCCCUCAUUCGUCACCAUGGAUCAGGCCCGGAAAGUGCUGCUGAUUGGUAAAUCCAUUAACUUCUUGCAUCAGGUUUGCCACGACAGAACGCCACCCAGCAAAAUUACACCAGCGUCCAAGUCAGCAGACACACCCAAAGACGCUGCAGAGCUUCUGUCUAACCUGGAGGGGGCGUUUCAGGAGAAAAUUGAUGCUGCCUACUUUGACACCAGCAAAUACUUGCUUGAUGUUCUCAACCACAACUACCUGCUACUGGAGCAUCUCCAGGCCAUGAGGAGAUACCUGCUGCUGGGUCAGGGCGACUUCAUCCGGCACCUUAUGGAUCUACUCAAACCAGAGUUGGCACGUCCUGCUACCACUUUGUACCAACACAACCUGACUGGCAUCUUAGAGACUGCCGUCAGAGCGACCAACGCCCAGUACGAUAAUGCAGAAAUCCUCAAGAGGCUGGAUGUACGACUGCUAGAGGUGUCUCCUGGUGACACAGGCUGGGAUGUUUUCAGUCUUGACUAUCAUGUAGAUGGACCCAUUUCUACGGUGUUUACGAGGGAGUGCAUGGGCCACUACCUGCGUGUGUUUAAUUUCCUGUGGAGGGCGAAGAGGAUGGAGUACACACUGACUGACAUCUGGAAGGGGCAGAUGUGUAAUGCCAAACUGCUGAAAACCAUGCCCGAGUUGUCCGGCGUGCUGCACCAGUGCCAUGUCCUCGCAGCAGAGAUGGUCCACUUCAUCCACCAAAUGCAGUACUACAUCACCUUUGAGGUUUUGGAGUGUUCUUGGGACGAGCUGUGGAAUAAAGUGCAACAGGCUCAGGAUCUGGACCACAUCAUUUCUGCCCAUGAAGUUUUCCUGGACACAAUCAUCUCUAGAUGCCUGCUGGACAAUAACAGCCGGUCUCUUUUGAACCAGCUGAGGGCCAUAUUUGACCAGAUCAUUGAGUUUCAGAAUGCUCAGGACGCCCUCUACCGCUCAGCACUGGAGGAACUCGCCCUCCGGCUGCAGUAUGAAGAGAAGAAGCAGCAGAGAGAGGAGGAGGGUCAGUGGGGAGUGACAGCGGAACAGGAAGCACGGGAGAAGAAGAGGAUUCAAGAGUUCCAGGAAACCAUACCAAAGAUGCGCUCUCAGCUCCGCAUCCUGACCCACUUUUACCAGAGCAUCGUCCAGCAGUUCCUGGUUUUGCUGAUGACCAGUGUAGAUGAGAGUCUACGUUUCCUCAGCUUCCGACUCGACUUCAAUGAACACUACAGGGCCAGAGAGCCGAGACUGCGAGCCUCGCUUGGUGCCACCAGGGGGCGACAACUGUCAAAUAUCUGACAGCAUCAGCAGCUACAAAGACAAAUGACACUUCCAGUCAUUGGGGCAAGGGGG
This is a messenger RNA of Thalassophryne amazonica, 2918 nucleotides long. RefSeq names its product tubulin, gamma complex associated protein 3 (gene tubgcp3). The transcript has 23 exons. The record is from RefSeq and is a predicted model, not a curated record. Gene Ontology annotation, biological process: mitotic cell cycle; cytoplasmic microtubule organization; microtubule nucleation. NCBI's taxonomy places the organism in Eukaryota, Metazoa, Chordata, Actinopteri, Batrachoidiformes, Batrachoididae. Gene Ontology annotation, molecular function: microtubule minus-end binding; gamma-tubulin binding. Bases 147 to 2864 code for a protein of 905 amino acids. Gene Ontology annotation, cellular component: centrosome; equatorial microtubule organizing center; gamma-tubulin small complex.